Sinocyclocheilus grahami is the source of this 2331-nucleotide messenger RNA. Its product is annotated as ensconsin-like. Lineage: Eukaryota; Metazoa; Chordata; Actinopteri; Cypriniformes; Cyprinidae. Gene Ontology annotation, cellular component: microtubule cytoskeleton. The transcript is spliced from 16 exons. The coding region runs from base 1 to 2331 and encodes 776 amino acids. The record is from RefSeq and is a predicted model, not a curated record. Gene Ontology annotation, biological process: microtubule cytoskeleton organization.
AUGGAAGACGAGGUGGGACGGAGGGCUCGCUGCCGUGCUCCUGGGUUGAGGAGGGGUGGCUGCUGUCCGAGAGGGAGCAGAGGAGUCGGCGCCGUUCGCCAUGUUUGGGAAGGAGCAGGGAACGGGGGACUUGCUGCCGGCUGCCCUCGACCAAAGGAGCCAUCGCCAUCCGCCAGGAGGCGGAGGAGUGUCGGGCCUUUUCACCAGAUGUCCAGUACCAUCGCAUGGCACCGCGAUUGGAUCAUCUGGCACCUGGGAAACAGGAAGAUGCUCCUGUGGCCUGCAGCACGAAGCGAGAUGAACAAACUUAAGAGUUGCAGAUUCUUCUUUGCUGCACACACUGGCAUGGAAACCGUUCACAGCAGAGCCAAGAUGGACAACAUCGACAGCACUGUACGGGGUUCCAAGUGGUUGGAGAGAGAGGAAAGAGCCCGACAGUUUCAUGAGAGACAGCUGGAGGAACGCAGGAAAAAGCUGGAGGAGCUGCGAGUGAAGGAGGAGAGGAGACGCAUUGCUGUGGAGGAGAAACGACGGCAGAAACUAGAGGAGGAGAAGGUCCGGUAUGAGGCUGUUAUCAGGAGGACCAUGGAGAGGAGUCAGAGAGCCAGGCCCAAGUCAAACCGCUGGAGCUGGGGUGGAACGCUCUCUGCCAGCACCUCACACAACAACGGUUUUGAUGAUUCUGCUCUCUUUUCUUUGGAUCUAGCUGGGCUGGAGCACUAUCAUGGUGUUUACAGCUUGGCGCAUCAGCAGCAGUUUCGAUCGAAAUAUACUGACAGAAGGUCAGUCUCCACUAUGAAUCUGUCCAAACCCACAGAUCCAGUCAUUUCCAAACGCCUGUCAUAUUCCUCAGCCACCUUGCUGAAUUCACCAGAUAGAGCCUUACAGAAGCAGACAUCUCUCUCGUCGUCUUGCUUGAUUAAAAAAACACAAUCUAAAUCCCAAAUCUCCAAAGAGAAGAUACCUCAGGACAAACCAGCAGGUAUGCGUCGCAUGCCUCUUACUGCGUGGGAGAAUACAAUGAUCAAUCGACUACAGACACCAACACACUCUUACCUGGCCAGGAGUCGCAGCGCCAUGUCUUUGUCUGGAGAAGCAGUGACCCCCGUUUGUCCUCGCUCAGCCUCCUGUCAUCCAAUGAGCUCCAUGUCCUUCAAGUCCAUCCAGUCACGCAGUGCUGAGCGACCAAUCAAAGCAGGCCUUAAUCUUGAGAGACCAAUCAGAGCAGGGUUCAUCCCUCUGGACAGCAGCGCUCGCAGAAAGACCACCCAGAAUUUGCCGAUUGACAGGAAGGAUAAGGACAAUGUGAGAAAGUCAUGGAGUAACCUGGCAUAUCCCACUACCAAUCUGAGCCUGUUCACACCCAAGAGAUCUCCUUCACCUGUCGGUCAUCGCAGCAGGGUCACCAAUCCAUCCCCCAACAGGGGCUCUACUACUAAACCCCCUCAGAAGACACCUAACCCCAAAAAGUCCAGGUCUCCACCUCCUCCAGCAUCAAUUCGUCUGUCUCCUAGUAACCCGUCCUUAUCGCCAGGCAAUCUCAGGCCUAACAGAGUGACAUCAGAGAGCCCGAGAGCAACUCCAGAAGGAGAGGGGGCCAAAAAAGAGGAUAUGGAACCAGUCUCUCCUGCAAUUAAACCGGAGCCUUCUGCUGAAGAUUCUGGAAGUCCUCCAACAACACGGCCCUCUGCAGGCACAACAGAUCCUGAGGAGGCAUCACGUCUGCUGGCUGAGAAACGACGGCAGGCCAGAGAACAAAGAGAAAGAGAAGAGGAGGAGAAGAGACAGCAGGAAGAGGCUGAAAGGCGCAGCAGGGAGGAGAUGGCCCGCCGGAAGGCAGAGGAGCGGGCGAAGAGAGAGGAGGAGGCACAGCGGCAGGCAGAAGAGAAGAAGAGACGAGAGGAGGAGGCGAAGCGUUUAGAAGAGGAGAAAGCACAGAGGGAGAGAGCGGAAGCUGAACGCCUGCAGAAACAGGUUGUGGCUGCCCAGCUCAGAGAAAACGGCACUGUCACAGAGGCUUUCGAGGAGGUCAUAGAGGUUCCCGUGGGGACCAAACUGUCCCGUCAAGAUGGAGAUGGAGAGGAGGUGGAAAAUGAAGAAGAGGAGAAGAGAAAGGUUCCCUUAUUGGCUUUCAGAGAGAACAGCAGCAUGCAUAAUGCUUUCGAGGAGGUCAUAGAGGUUCCCGUGGGGACCAAACUGUCCCGUCAAGAUGGAGAUGGAGAGGAGGUGGAAAAUGAAGAAGAGGAGAAGAGAAAGGUUCCCUUAUUGGCUUUCAGAGAGAACAGCAGCAUGCAUAAUGUGAGUGGACUGGAGGAAAACCUGGCACAGUGA